Temnothorax curvispinosus is the source of this 3328-nucleotide messenger RNA. RefSeq names its product N-acetylgalactosaminyltransferase 6-like. The transcript has 2 exons. Gene Ontology annotation, cellular component: Golgi apparatus. The coding region runs from base 718 to 2550 and encodes 610 amino acids. Lineage: Eukaryota; Metazoa; Arthropoda; Insecta; Hymenoptera; Formicidae. The record is from RefSeq and is a predicted model, not a curated record.
AAUAAAAAUAAUUUAACGCGAACACCUUGUUGCGGCUCUGUGAUGCCCUAUCGUUAUAUUUCUGUUUGAUCAACCAUGAUCUCUCGUUGGACGGAGUAUAUAGUAGGUAUAAUCAUUUCUUAAAAAUUCAUCUGUUCUUAUUUCUCAUUUGAAUUAUUUGAAAUACAUUUGCGUACAAGGACACAGAGGUCUUUCGAUCGAUGGCAAUCGAUAAGAAACCGUUAAGUUCGCACGGGGACGGGGCCCACGGGGGACGGCAAAAAGAUGGGAAGCGCGGUCGCCGGUCGGCGGGCGAGACGAGAGAUCGCGCGAGCGAAACCGAUAGAAAACGAGUUUCCUUAAAGAAGUUUCUCUCGCGAAGGCGAUCUCCCACUUCCACCCACCCCUAAUCAGUCAUCGCGCGACAGGCGGCGGGCGGUAGUCGCGCGUGUUGGCCGUGUUGUACUACAGUACGGUUCGCUGCGUCGCGUCGGCUCAUUAUCAUCGCGUUUCGCGGAGACUAGGCGCCGCGCCGGGCGGGAGUAUCUCGACGGAUAUAUCUCGGGAUUUCCUGGCUGCCGCGCAGCGGCGAUGACGGACGCGGAGCGUCCGUGUAUUCAGUGUGUUCACCACGAGGCCCGUCGCGUCUGCCACGUACGCGCGACGAGGUGAGAGGUGAGGUUAAGUUCUCGUGAAGGGAGGCCGGGGCGACCUGCGAGACAUGGUUCUCUCGCGAAGAUGAGGCGCAACGUGAUCAGCCUGGUCAAGUUUCUCCUCCUGGCGGCGUUCACCGUGUUCCUGACCGUCGUGGUGUUCCGUUACGCACGAUCGCCACCGAGCCGUCGGGUCUCGGCGCCGUUCGACACCCUGGCAGCGGCGGCGGCGGACCUGAAGGAUGACGGCGGUCGAGGAAACGAUCCGAACGACGAGCGUUCGCGUCAGGACGUGGACGACAAAAUCGAUUGGCACGACUACAAAAGCAUUGAGGAAGAAGAUAAACGAACGGGGAUAGGAGAACACGGAAGACCAGCCUUUCUUUCCCCGUCCCUCGAUGUGCGGAAGGAAAAAUUGUAUCAAGUAAAUGGAUUCAAUGCAGCUCUCAGCGAUGAGAUCUCAGUGAAUCGUUCAGUGCCUGAUAUUCGCCAUCCAGAUUGCAGGAAGAAGAAAUACUCGAAGAACCUGGAUCCCGUUUCUGUGAUAGUGUCCUUCCACAACGAGCACUUCAGCACGCUACUGCGAACCUGCUGGAGUGUGAUUAACCGCUCGCCGCCUUCCCUUUUAGAAGAAAUUAUACUGGUCGACGAUGCCAGCACGAAAGUCGAGUUAAAAAAGAAGCUAGACGAUUACGUCGCCCAGCACUUGCCGAAGGUAACGAUCGUACGAUUACCAAAACGCUCGGGAUUGAUCAGAGGUCGACUGGCGGGCGCGAAGAAGGCGAGAGCGAGAGUUCUCGUGUUUCUGGACUCGCAUAGCGAGGCUAAUGUGAAUUGGCUACCGCCGUUGUUAGAGCCCAUCGCGCAAGACUACAAAACCUGUGUCUGUCCGUUCAUCGAUGUGAUAGCUUACGAGACUUUUGAGUAUAGGGCGCAGGACGAAGGCGCCCGAGGGGCGUUUGACUGGGAGUUGUAUUACAAGCGACUUCCGUUACUUCCGGAAGACUUGAAGAAACCCGCAGAGCCGUUCAAGAGCCCUAUAAUGGCAGGCGGUCUGUUUGCGAUCAGCGCCAAGUUCUUCUGGGAAUUGGGCGGCUACGAUCCGGGCUUGGAUAUAUGGGGUGGCGAGCAAUACGAGCUGUCCUUCAAGAUCUGGCAGUGCGGCGGUCAAAUGUAUGACGCUCCGUGUUCCAGGGUCGGUCAUAUCUAUCGUAAAUUCCCGCCGUUUCCCAAUCCCGGCCGCGGCGACUUCCUGGGAAAGAACUACAAGAGGGUCGCCGAGGUGUGGAUGGAUGAAUACGCGGAAUACAUCUACAAGAGACGACCGCACUUACGGGCGUUGGAUCCGGGUGAUUUGUCGGAGCAGAAGGCGUUGCGCGCGAAGUUGCACUGUAAACCGUUUAAAUGGUUCAUGGAGAACAUAGCCUUCGACCUCGUGGAAGUGUAUCCGCCCAUUGAGCCGGACGACUUCGCUUACGGGGAGAUCAGGAACAUGGGCGCGACCGAUCUGUGUUUGGACUCGAAGAAGCGGAAGAGGGACGAGCUUGUCGUGAUGGACACCUGUAUGAAGGACGAUCCGAAAGUGUUGGGUGAGCAGGAGUUCCGGCUGACCUGGCAUAAGGACAUCAGGCCGAAGGAUCGCACGGAUUGCUUGGACGUGUCCAGAGGCGAGGAGAAAGCACCGGUGAGCCUGUAUCCCUGCCACGGGAAACAAGGCAAUCAGUUGUGGCGUUACGACGUCGAAAAACAGUGGUUGCAGCAUGGUUACUCGUCGAGAUGCCUGGACACCGAUCCGGGCAGUAAAAGAGUAUUCGUGACUGCAUGCGACAAAUCGUCACCCACUCAGAAAUGGCGGAUAGAGCAAGUUAACAUGAAAGCGAUUAAUAAUUGGGAGAACACAGGACCCAAGCUCAAGUGAACUCUCUUCCCUUGUACUGCCAUAAUGUCUCUUGAACGGUAGGCUCGCGCCAAAUUCCUACUCGUUAUAGAAAUCUAGGGAGGAAUUCCUUUAUUCCUGGUUACUAGUCAUCGCAAAUUUCAAUUUGAGCAACAUACUGCACUUGUGUUAAUAAUAAUUAACGAAGAGCAAGACUCGAUCAACGCGCGGCCCGAGUAAUUUUGCACGUAGCGUAAGGCGAGAUUUUCGUUCCUUGGGUAUGCAGACUGGAUAGCAAACGGUCUUCAUAUCGGCGGAUGUGUCUAUACAUAUCGCACAAGCGCUCUAUCGUGCCUUACAUCAUAUAGCCAUAUGUAGGAGUACGGUACGAUAACGAUUUUAGCAUUAAGUUUCACCUUUCGCUCAAAUUAAUAUUACGGUAAACAUUAUAUCUUUUUAAAAAUGCCACUUAUUAAGCAGGACUGAAAUUUUAUUUGUUUAUACAUUUUAUUUGUAUUAUAAUGUUUCUUAUUGAAGCAAAUUGUUUAAGGAAAGUUCUAGAUAUUCUAUCGAGAAAUCAUGAAUAUAAUUUAUAUGUAUAGCAUAAAUCAUACAUAAAGUAUUACAAACUGUUUUUUUCUGUAAUUAUUAGAAAUUAUAACAAUUUCGUAAUUUUUAAGGUUUAUCUUUUUAUGUCGCAUAAAAGGUUGAAUAUGAACAUUGGCUCCUGGAUGGUCACCAUAUUGGCCAUAUUGGAUUCUUACUAUCGAGGCGAGGAAAACACCCAAUAUUGUUGUGCAUGCCAUUUUCAAAUAAAAAU